Molecule: messenger RNA, 2264 nt
Organism: Perca flavescens (yellow perch)
Lineage: Eukaryota; Metazoa; Chordata; Actinopteri; Perciformes; Percidae
Exons: 9
Coding region: 1-1803 (600 amino acids)
Biological process (GO): zymogen activation
Cellular component (GO): plasma membrane
Molecular function (GO): serine-type endopeptidase activity
Source: RefSeq, a predicted model, not a curated record
AUGGAUCACCUGUUGCUGCUGUUGCUGUUGAGCUCAGGACUCCAGGCUGAAGGAAAACUCAACUCAACAGAGUCUGUCAGGUUGGUGGGAGGAGAUAGCCGCUGUGCAGGAUCACUGGAGCUGAAACAUCAGGGAGACUGGAAACAAGUGAGUGACACUCACUGGAACCUGAAGAAAGCAGCGGUUGCCUGUAAAGAGUUGGACUGUGGCUCUGCUGUUUCUGUAGGAUGGAGAGAUGAGUCCUCAGACAGAUCUGUGUGGAAGAUCAAAUAUGACUGUGUUCAGUCUGGAUCUGCUCUGAGGGAGUGUGCAAGAUCAGAUUCCUCGUCCACCAUUGUGGAUCUCAACUGUUCAGUUAAGCCAAUCAAAUCUGUCAGGCUAGUGAAUGGGACUAGUCUGUGCUCAGGCAGACUGGAGGUGAAGACUAACAAGUCUCCCCAGCGGUGGUCCUCGGUGUGUGAAGCUGACUUUGACCAGCAGGAUGCAGAGGUGGUCUGUAGGGAGCUCGGCUGUGGGGCUCCUUCAGUCCUUCAGGGGGUGCACUAUGGAGAAGUGGAAGCCCCAAUGUGGACCAAAAAGUUCCAGUGUGGAGGCCAGGAGUCUGCUCUCCUGGACUGUGGAAGCUCAGGCUCAGAAAGAAACGUCACCUGCUCACCUGGCAAAGUAGUUGGACUCACCUGCUCAGAGCCUGUUAGGUUGGUGGGAGGAGACAGUCGCUGUGCAGGAAUAGUGGAGCUGAAACAUCUGGACUGGAGAACAGUGAUUAACUAUGACAUCACCCCAGAUACAGCAGCUGCCAUCUGUAAACAACUGGACUGUGGCUCUGCUGUUUCUGCAGAUGGGAAAGAGGAGUCUUCAUACAGAGAUAUGUGGAGGGUCAGCUCUGACUGUGUUCAGUCUGGAAAUGUUCUGAGAGACUGUGUAACACCACGGCACUUUCACAUCGCUCUGAAUCUCACCUGCUCAGUUAAGCCCAUCCGUGACAUCCUCUAUGACAAUCUGUUUCAGCCCAACAUUUCUGUGUCCUCGUCCAUGGACGGGGCCUCUGAGGCCCAGCAGCAAAGCUUUCGGGUGUUCAUGGGCUCCACCUUCAACGUCAGCUGUUCCAUUCAGCCACAGUACCCAGGAGGCUCCUUUCAGCUUACCUUCACCUCCUUAAACUCAGCACACAACUACACCCAACCAGCUGUUAAUCACUCUGCCCACUUCCUGUUUCCUGCUGCAAAGGCCGUCCACCACGGAAGCUACAGCUGUGUUUAUCACUACUCUGUUUUAUCUCAUAACUUCUCCUCCGAGAGCCGUCUGCUCUCUCUCACUGUCUCAGACCUACUGUUUCCACCCAACAUCUCCUUGGACGGGGACUCCGAGGCCCAGCAGCAAGGGUUUCGGGUGUUCAGGGGCUCCAUCUUCAACAUCAGCUGCUUCAUUCAGCCACAGUACCCAGGAGGCUCCUUUCAGCUCACCUUUACCUCUUCCAACUCGGCACACAAUUACACCAUGCCUGCUGUCAAUCACUCGGCCCACUUCCUGUUUCCUGCUGCAGAGCCUGCCCACCAAGGAAGCUACAGCUGUGUUUAUCACGUCUCUGUUUUAUCUCAUAACUUCUCCUGUGAGAGCCGUCUGCUCUCUCUCACUAUCAUAGAUCCGACACUUAUCAUCAGAGCGGUCGUCCUGCCGCUGACUCUGCUGUUGGUGAAUGCUGCCCUUUAUCUUUACUGUAAGGCUAGCAGGGGACAGAACCUGGGCAUGCAGGAGAACAUUGAGCUGGAUUAUUAUAACCUGGGUGUGUCUGCACCUGAAUGAGGGCCGACUAAAGAGGAAGGAGCUCAUCUACAUCCAGAUGGAUUUCUGACACACAACCAACCCCCAGCUCUUUCCUUUAAACAAUAAGGCUGUAAUUAUAAUAUUACAUUAUGUAGCGCCUAAAUCUCAACAUGAAAAGACUAAAACAACAAUGUGUUAGUCUCUUCAUACUUUGACUUCCUGUCUGUGGCCCUCUGCAUCAUUGGUUUCUACUGAAGAUGUAAUCUUUAAAAACACCUAGAAUAUACAGUUUAAUUUGAAAACUAGACAGAGGAAGCAGGAGUACAGGAAUCCAAGCAGCCGGUGACAUUUGAAACAUCAUGUUUGUGAACGAGUAUUGCCAUUUAGUAUACUUUUGCCAUAUCCUGUCAGAAUUACGGCAAUCGAGAAAAGCUUUAAGUUCAGUUAAUUGUUUUGCAAAAAUGUAUUGUCAAGUUUGUUAAAUACUGACCAAUAAGGGG